Messenger RNA from Camellia sinensis, 1529 nucleotides. RefSeq names its product RmlC-like cupins superfamily protein. The record is from RefSeq and is a predicted model, not a curated record. NCBI's taxonomy places the organism in Eukaryota, Viridiplantae, Streptophyta, Magnoliopsida, Ericales, Theaceae. Gene Ontology annotation, molecular function: nutrient reservoir activity.
UGGGUUACUCUGCUAUUUCUGUACAAUUAGAUUUUUUCCAAAUUCAAAUCAAAUUCGAAUUUAUCUCAAAUUUAUGUAAAAACCCACUAAUGAUCAUCCACAUCCAAUUGGGUUACAAUAUUCUCUUCUCUCUCUAUAUAUAGGUCAUGUCUCAUUUACCUUUCUUUGAGACUCUAGUUUCUGGGUAUUCUGGUUUAUUGGAUUUUAUUUAUUCUUCUGUGUUAUUGUUCACAGAGAGAGAGAGAGAGAGUGAGAGAGAAAUGGAGAUUGAUCUGUCACCGAAGUUAGCGAAGAAGGUGUACGGAGGAGAUGGAGGGGCGUACUACGCCUGGUCUCCGGAUGAGCUUCCUAUGCUCCGUCAAGGCAACAUUGGAGCAGCCAAGCUCUCCCUUGACAACAAUGGCUUCGCUCUUCCUCGCUACUCUGAUUCCGCCAAGGUCGCUUAUGUUCUUCAAGGUAAAGGUGUUGCCGGAAUUGUCCUCCCUGAGAAAGAGGAAAAGGUGAUUGCGAUAAAGAAGGGCGAUGCAAUUGCCCUCCCUUUCGGUGUUGUCACAUGGUGGUACAACAAGGAAGACACCGAACUUGUCAUCCUCUUCUUGGGUGAUACCUCAAAAGCCCACAAAUCCGGUUCCUUCACUGAUUUCUUUCUAACGGGCUCCAAUGGCAUCUUCACGGGCUUCUCUACUGAGUUUGUGAGCAGAGCAUGGGAUUUGAAAGAAGAUGUUGUCAAAACCCUUGUUGCGAAGCAAACCGGCAAUGGUGUUGUCAAGCUUGAAGCGGGUUUCAAGAUGCCCGAGCCCAAUAACCAACACCGUGAUGGGAUGGCAUUGAAUUGUGAGGAAGCUCCGUUGGACGUUGACAUUAAGAAAGGUGGGAGGGUCGUGGUUUUGAACACCAAGAACUUGCCUUUGGUCGGUGAGGUUGGACUCGGAGCUGAUCUUGUGAGGUUGGAUGGCAGUGCUAUGUGCUCUCCUGGUUUUUCUUGUGAUUCAGCUUUGCAGGUGACUUAUAUUGUUAGGGGUAGCGGCCGGGUUCAGGUUGUUGGGAUUGAUGGAAAACGGGUCUUGGAGACAACUCUCAAGGGUGGCAAUCUGUUUAUUGUGCCGAGGUUUUUUGUUGUUUCAAAGAUUGCUGAUCCUGAGGGAAUGGAGUGGUUCUCCAUCAUCACCACUCCUGAUCCGAUUUUCACUCAUUUAGCAGGAAGUAUUGCACCAUGGAAGGCCUUGUCACCGGAAGUGGUCCGAGCUUCUUUCAACGUUGAUUCGGAUGUAGAACAGCAGUUCCGGUCGAAGAGGGCUAAAGAAGCCAUCUUCUUCCCUCCUCCAAACUGAGAAAUGGAUUAGCGCUUCCUGUUUUCAGUUUCAAAUCAUAUCUUAGUUUGGUACUUUUUCCGUUGUGUUUUCUUUCUGAGGUGGUGUUUGGGAUGGAUAUUACAGAACAUAAAUAUUUCUUUUUUGCUUGGAUUUUAUUUUAUUUUUCAAUACAAAGUAAAUGUUUAUUAAUUAGUGAAGAAUUGGGUAUUGUGAAAC